UAUUGUAUUGGCACGUAGCGGCUUAUUUUCCCCUUUGUCUGUCCGUGCUGUUUAAUUUGUACGUGUGUAAAUUAAAAACAGCACUACUCCAGCCAGCAAACAAACCACGUGAAAUGACUUAAACCUCUUAGAAGAAGCCUCCGAAGAGAUAACUGGGCUCGACGGUGGAAGUUAACUGGCAAAAUAUAACCAUGGUGGCUGUAAGUUGGUGGAGGAUGACAAGCAAGACGGGAUAGUUGAACUGAGCACUUUUAGGUGAAGAUGGGUGCAUGCGGGUAGCCUUGUAAAUAAUCUCCCGGACCGAGUAAAGGACGCACAGUGUCAGGUUAGAUGUAAAGUUGCAAGUGAAACCCGCAGAAGGAGGAAUGGGAGUCUCCGCACGGAGGGAGGAUGAGGAGGCAUGCCGUCUCGGUCCUCACUGGUGUUUGACUUGCUAAGGCCAGUGUUCUACUUUGCUGCUGUAAGGUGGAGCAUCCCCACUCUGCCUGGGACACAGCAACAGACGGACAGAUAAACUGCGCUGUGAAGUUGUCCUUUUAAUGGAUGCCAGGGAGGCCCUGCUUCUCUUGUGGACAGUCUUUGUCCUGCUGACAGCUGAACUGAAUUGGAUUGAUGGUGCAAAGGUCUACACCAACACGUGGGCUGUCCAGAUCAAUGGGGGCCCUGGGGAAGCUGAUCGCAUCGCCAGGGAACAUGGUUUCAUCAACCAUGGCCAUGUUUUUGGAGAUUAUUAUCACUUCAGGCAUCACGCCGUGGAGAAGAGAGCUUUGUCUGGCCACAAGAGGAUGCACAUCAGACUGCAGAAAGAACCACAGGUCCUGUGGACAGAGCAGCAAGUGGUGAAAAAGAGGAAGAAGAGGGAUGUGUAUGAAGACCUAACAGAUCCUGAUUUCCCUAAGCAGUGGUAUCUGUCCAACCCAACACAUCAAGAUCUGAAUACAAAAGCAGCCUGGGCUCAGGGCUACACAGGAAGAGGUGUAGUGGUCACUAUCCUGGAUGAUGGCAUUGAGAAGGACCAUCCCGACCUCAUAAGCAAUUACGACCCUGAGGCCAGCUAUGACGUAAAUGAUGGAGAUACUGACCCUCAACCAAGAUAUACACAACGAAAUGAGAACAGGCAUGGAACACGGUGUGCAGGAGAAGUUGCAGGUGCAGCAAACAAUGGUGUAUGUGGCGUGGGUGUGGCCUAUAAUGCUAAAAUUGGAGGAGUUCGUAUGUUGGAUGGGGAGGUGACAGAUGUAGUGGAGGCUCAGUCUCUUAGCCUGAACCCUCAGCACAUCCACAUUUACAGUGCCAGCUGGGGCCCGGAAGAUGACGGCAAGUCUCUGGAUGGCCCUGCCAAGCUGGCUAAGGAGGCUUUCCUCCAGGGAAUCACCAAGGGACGCAGCGGCCAGGGCUCCAUCUUCGUCUGGGCUUCGGGUAAUGGUGGCCGGGAGCAAGACAGCUGUAACUGUGACGGCUACACGAACAGCAUUUACACCCUGUCCAUCAGCAGCACCACGCAGUCCGGCAACGUGCCGUGGUACAGCGAGCCCUGCUCCUCCACCCUCGCUACCACCUUCAGCUCUGGAAACCCGGGGGAGAAGCAGAUAGUGACCACUGACCUGAGGCAAAAAUGCACAGACUCUCACACGGGGACGUCCGCGUCGGCACCGCUCGCUGCUGGGAUCAUCGCUCUGGCUCUGGAGGCCAAAUCCGCUCCCUAUCCCUCCAUUUUUUUUUCCUCCACAGUGAGUCAUUCGUACGGUUAUGGGCUCUUGGAUGCAGGUGCUCUGGUGGCGUUGGCACAGAAUUGGACAUCAGUGGGACCGCAGCACCAGUGUGUUAACACGAUGCUUUCAGAACCAAGAGACAUCGGGAACAAACUGGUGUUCAGCAAGAGCGUGGAUGCCUGCUGGGGACGACCAGAGCAUGUCAGCUCGCUGGAACACGUUCAGGCUCGCCUCACUCUCUCCUACAGCCAGAGAGGAAAAUUGGCCAUUCAUCUCAUCAGCCCGCUGGGCACACGCUCCACCCUGCUGUUCCCCAGGCCCAAUGACUUCUCCUCAGAGGGUUUCAAUGACUGGGCCUUUAUGACCACACACUCAUGGGACGAAGACCCUCAAGGAGAGUGGACCCUGGAGAUAGAAAAUGUAGCACCUAAUGGACGUGACUAUGGUGUGUUGAGUCAAUUCACCCUCAUCCUGUGGGGUACUGGGCCCAGCAUAGUCAACCCCUCGUCCCCCGACUUCCCUCGGCCGUCCAACAACAGCUGCAAGACAUUCGAUGCCCAGCAGAUCUGUAUCGAGUGCAGCCCUGGCUUCUCCCUCUUCCUGCAGGGUUGUGUGAAGUUGUGUCCGCCAGGCUUCACGUCGGGGCAGCAGCUCCUCAACCUCUCUCUGGAGAACUGGGUGGAUUUGUCCUCCGUCCAGGCCUGCCUGCCCUGCAAUCCCGCCUGUCUCACUUGCUCUGGCACCGGGCCUGCAGAUUGCCUGUCCUGCCCUCCUCACAGCCAUCUGGUCUUCACCUCCUGUUUGCACCAGAACCAAGUCCAGCGAAAAUCCCCUCUAACUGGAGGACUCCAGGGUGACGGAGCGCAGCCAGAAGGUGCGAGUCCAGCAGCAGCAGACCACGACAGCAAAGGAGCUGAGGAAUCCCCAGGGCUCAUUGUAGCUCCGUCCACUCAACUCCCCGCCGUCGUGGCCCUUCUCAGCUGUGCCUUUAUCCUGGCUGCCUUUGUCGGGGUCUUCUUCUUGCUGCAGUUACGCUCAGGUGGCGCUUCUGCCUGGAGGACCAAAUUGCCCUCUGGAUUUUCAGAGACGAACGGGGUGCGGGUGGGCUUUGGUUUUGGCUUCCGGCAGGGACGGGAGAGAAAGGCAAGGAUAUGCUACAAGGGAAUCCCCACUGUGUGGGCGGAUGAGGACAUGAUUGCCUACGAGUCUGAAUCAGACAGCGAGGAAGUGGACGGUCACAGCGAGAGAACAGCUUUUAUUAAGACGCAGAGCUCAAUCUAGCUGAAGCUGCAUCUGCUGUUGUGGUGUCUGACACGACGACAGGUCUGACUGCACGGAGCUGAUUCGCACAGGUUCAGAAAAACACAAAGCGCAGGCCUUACUGUCCCAUCGGCACCCCAUCCAAACGCAAAAGAGCCAAUCAUUUUUUUUCUUGUAUUUAUUUGCUUCAUGUGUAUUUUCAUGUAUUUUAUCUUUUAUUUGAUUGAUGUCAGUUGUAUUGAUAAGCUUUGUCACCAUUUAAAUGUGUUAUGCAACUAAUUUACUUUGGAAAUAUUUUUCAGAGUGCUUUCCAGAAAAUGAGUACUGCCACACCCUCACACUCCUCCACUUAUAUAAAAAAAGAUGGCGCUUUAAUUAGAAUUGUAAUUUUGCAGAAGAGUGCAAACUCAAAAUUAUCUUGUGGCCAUAUGCUGCAGGCGUGCAAAGGCAAACAAGGAAGAUUAGAAUAUUUUGGCUUUUAUUGGAAUCUUUUCUCUCUGACGCCUCAGGAUAUUAUAGCAUUACAGAGACAAGGGUGACAAAAUCACAGUCCACACCACCAGGAAAGUGUUCCUGUGCUCGUGGUUGUGUUCGUGGCUUGAUGCAGCACCUUCGGGCACUUCCACUGAAAAGUGCAUUCUGGUGUUUUGGGUUGUAGUUUGUAACCCUUUGCUCUCAUCACUGUGGAUGAUCUUUUAUGUGACAUCCUGGUCAGUUUGAGAGGGAAGUUGUUUACUCGAGGCAUUUGAGGUCGCGAUGAAUCUGCCGAGACACAUGUGAUGAAAAGGGCAGCUCCAGGGAGUGACUUAAGAAAAAAAAUAGUGGGAGUGCUGGAAGCACUCGAGAAGGUCGAGCUGACCUUGAAAGGGAGCUCAAAUCCAAGUUGGGUAUGGUUUUUGCUUUUUAUAGACAAAGCUGCAAACUUUUCGAUUGCAUUUGUAGGUCAAGGCCCCAAAUCGAUGAAUACUAGUGUCGAACUGAAUAUCUGUAAAUUUCAAACUAUAUAUCUGCACUUGGGGGGGUUCCUGAGGGGGAGAAAAAAACAGCGCCUCCUAGCAUAAAAACUAAUUUAUGCUAAUAAGAACUCGGAGUAACCUUGAUGGAAUCACAGUAGUUAAUUUAUUCAGGCUUAGCAAAGCACCUCCAGAAGUAAAGGCCUUAUUCAGAGGCUGAGAAGCACUUGUGCCAAGCAGUGUGUAGAAAUGCGUGGAUUGGCCCUUUACUCCAUUACUUUAUCUAAGGCAUAUCUAAUUUGUCUCAAAUACAAACAUCUGGCCUCUACUUCAGGUGGACUUCUAAUAUAUUGCUGUUGUUAUCGUUCAUCAGAGACCUGACAGAUUGCAGGCCAGGGGUUAUAAAGUUGACUCGCUGUUCAUUAAUGCUAAGAAAAACUUUAAAUUGAGGAUUUCUGCAGCGCACUGGGACAGCAUAAUAAAACAUCCCCGCAGGUUGUUUGAUAAGCAGGAAACUGUGGAGGAUGCUCUGUUUUCAAUCAAGCCUCAGUGGGAAUUUCCACUGCAGAGCAGACACCAGAGAUGGUACAUCAAUCACACAGAAAUGUGCCGAAUUACAGUGAGCAGCACUGUUUUUAAUGACAUUAACCACUCAGCCCAAAAGCUGCUUGGCUAACCUUGUGAAGCAUUGUGCCACUUGGUUACUGUGGGUGAGAAACAAGAUAAUUCUCUCUUCAUUUUCCCCCCAGAGUGUGCUUUAUAUUGAUUUUGGGGCUUCUCUCAGAACAUCUUCAUCAAAGUGAAGCUUCCUCCCUUUCUGCUGUGAACACCAAACAUAAAAGGACAAAUUCAUGCUUUAUAUUCUCUCUAUAACGACGUAGACUUGCAGUUAUGCGGCCAAAUCAAAGCCUUUGGAUCCAAAAGACCAGAAUGGCUAGUGAUUAAAAAAAAUAGGAAGAUAAUGAUUCAAUUUUCUAUGUUUGUUUUUAUUUUUAAUCCUUUUUUGUUUUUACUAUUUAACUGAUGAUGGAUGUUAUGUGUUGAGAUCAAUUUCAUGCUGGAUUAAUUAAAAAAAAAAAAAAGUUUGGCUGUUGUAAAGCAGGUCUGUGUUUUUACUGCCAGGGUUGAAACCUUUUAUAGUUUUUUUAAAUGCAUCUUAAAUUCAGCCCCUGACAUACAAACAUCCCAGAAAGAGCAGAUGGUUCCUCGCUUCUUCAUGGUCAUAUAUCAGGGUUGCCGCUGCGUUUCCUUCACUCCUGGCAUUGAGCUUUAACAGAGUGCCAGCCGCCUUUUUUCCUGCCUGCCAUCCAGUUGCAGCAGUGAGCAAAGCUGCCAAGAACGCCUUCAAGAAACUGUUCCCUCAAGCUUCAGCCUAGCGGGCCCCUUAAAGUUUAAAUUAAUAUAAAUGGAGGUUUGUAUGCAUGGGGGAAAACACCAGGCGGGCGGCGGCAGCAGCUUUGUUCAUUAGCAGCUGCCCCCCCCUCUCUACAGAGAUGCAGGUAACUGGGUUCAUGGGUAAAGGUACAUUCAUUUUGUGGCCCAUAAUUAGAUCUGCCGGGAGAACUCGCUGCACAAUUCAGCACACCCUGCAUGUCAUGGUUUGCAUUUUAAAUCCAAACCAAUUGCGUGUGCAAAUUGUUUUGUAGAUUAUUUUUUUUACCUUUUGGAAAAAGUGGAUGAAUUUGAAAGCCCUUUGUCUCCAUCAGUCACACCGUCAUUACUCGUGUGUAGGAGUGGGUAUUUUGUUUGUCCUUUCCCCCCCCCCACACACACACCUUGCCCUUUGGCUUGUAGUAAUUAGCUGCCAUGUACUGCGACAAUACUGUCGACUAACCAGACUUGGCAACAGUACACGUUCCCUUAAUUAAAACGGGACGCACGAAUCCGCUCCUCAUUAGUUGAUUUCACAAUAUAAUGCUCUGGACUCAGUGCCUCAUUAUUCCAGCAGGUCAUGUUAUCUGUGCUGGUGCUGAACAUCAUAAAGUCACCCGUCAUAUCCUCUCCCCCCCCUUCCAAAAUGCGAGGAGAGGCACCAUUUUUCCAGAUCCCUGAUCCAUUUUUAUGUAGCAGCAGCAAAGAAGCAUUUUAUGUUCGACUCCUGCUCGCUGCUGUCAACCAUACCAUCAACACCUUCACCUCAAAGUGGUAAACAUGGGAAAACUUCCUGCUGCUUUUAACUACAUGUGAGUUGAAGUGUGAACUUUAAUGCUCGCCUUGACAGAUAUGCCGAGCGGGAGACCGACUGCUGACAAGUGAAGCAUUGGACAGUCUAAGAAGGUUGAUAUGCCGCUGCACUUCUCUGACUGACAGCAUCCACAGACAUUUACACCGACUCAAUGUUGCCCCCUGCUGAUCAUCACUUAAUCUAUUUAGGAACAGCAUGUUAAUUAACCAGAUAUUAAUUAAUGAAUUAAACAGAUGGGGAGUGGGAGGUGGAAGUAUUUGAAGAUAAAGAGAGGCCUUUACAAAAGUCUAACUUUGUGUUUUCAUCUUUAUUCGCGUCCCAUCUCUUUUUGUUCUUCUGCAGCGUUAAUCCCCCGUGAAUAACAAAUGCAAGUAGAGACUUUCAUAUAUUACCUCUGAACAAACAAAAACAGUGCUACAAGAGAGGAGAGAAAAAAGAAAAAAGACGUUUACACAGAAAGUCAGACGCACAUCGAAACAGCAGGGGAGAAGUUUAUGACAAGGUUAUAAGACACCGGGGAGAAAGUGCGAUGCGAGAUGAAGUGAAAUCUGCUGACAGAAAUGUUAACCGCAGCUGGAGGGAAGAGAAGGGUUCUGCGGCGCUCACUGUGAGAGCCAGAGCAGAAAGUAUUGAAUUGUGGCGGGAGCAGCAAAAAGCAGCAGCCCUCCCGUGGAGGAAAAAAAGGAAAGAAAAGUGAAUAUAGAGACGGGGUAAAGCGACGCGACACGGUGAGGCUAAGACACAGGUGGGGGGCUACGAGAUGUCUGUCCUAAGCUUUGGACACUGAUGACAUCAUCUAUGGAUGCUGUGAAAGAGCAAAUAAGGGUAGGAAAGGCUGGAGACAGCCUUGGGGUAAGAAACACUGGAGAUCAAAUACAAAGAAGUGCAGCUCAUCUGAAGAAACAGACUUGAUGUUUUGGGGAUUGGAGGGGGAUCAGUUCACCCAAAUUAGACCAAAGGCAUAACUGGACUUCAGUAGUGCGUGGCUAUGCAGGCAGUGUUUGUAUUAAGAGGCGAGCUUUGGAGAUCUCUCUUAAAUGUCAAUGAAAUUCUGCUCCCAGACCCAUUU
This is a messenger RNA of Neolamprologus brichardi, 7179 nucleotides long. The record is from RefSeq and is a predicted model, not a curated record. NCBI's taxonomy places the organism in Eukaryota, Metazoa, Chordata, Actinopteri, Cichliformes, Cichlidae.